AUGGCAGAAACCGCCGUGAAGUUUGUACUCGAUAAGCUUACACCAUUCUUCUCAAAUGAAGUGUAUAUGAUGAACGGUCGUCGUGAAGAAGUUGUUUACGUGAGAACAGAACUGGAGCGCAUGAAGGUGUUCUUGAGAAGCGCCGAUUGUUUAGAAGAAACCGACGAAGAAGUCAAAAUUUGGGUGAAGCAAAUCAGAGAUGUAGCUCACGAUAUCGAAGAUGUUUUAGACGAGUUCACUCUACUUCUUACUCACAACCACGGCGAUGGUUUCUACGGCUUUCUUCACAAGCUUUCGUGUUGUGUCAAGAACAUGAAGGCUCGUUAUCGAAUAGCGUAUGAAAUCCAAGACAUCAACUCAAGAAUCAAGAGCAUUUACGAGGGACACCUCAGACUCAGUAAAAAAUUCCGAGCAGCUGAACAGGCUGGUUCGAGUUUGGCGAAUUCUUGGAAUGACCGUCAUGGGGACGCUCUUCUUUUGGACGAGACUGACUUGGUUGGCAUUGAUGGGCCUAAAGAGAAGGUGGCUGAGUUGCUAGUGGGCGGGGGCUUAGGUCGUCAAGUGGUUUCUCUGGCGGGGAUGGGAGGAAUGGGAAAGACAACUCUGGCGAAACAAGUCUACAAUGAUAGACAAGUUAAGAAACACUUCACUAUCCGUGCUUGGAUCACUGUUUCAAGAAGCUUCAAGAUGGAGAAGCUUCUUAAAGAUAUGCUUAAGCAGCUUUUUCAAGCAAUUAGGAAAUCGGUUCCGAAGGCUGUGGAGACGAUUAGUAGUGAUGGGUUGAAGAAAAUAAUAAAGGAUUUUCUUCAGGAAAGAAGGUAUUUGAUUGUUCUUGAUGAUGUGUGGCAUAUAAAUGAUUGGGAUGCGGUGAAAUAUGCUUUGUCCACCAACAAUUGUGGCAGCCGAGUGAUGCUCACUACGCGUAAAGUUGAUUUAGCCUUCACUUCUCGGUUGGAAUCCGAAGGUUGGGUCUAUAAUUUGCAGCCGUUGCCUCCUGAAGAGUCCUGGAUUCUUUUUUGCGCCAAAACCUUUCAUGGAAAAGCUUGUCCUCCACACCUGGAGGGAAUUUGUAGGUGUAUUUUGAAGAAAUGUGAAGGACUUCCUCUUGCGAUAGUGGCGAUUGGUGGGGUUUUGGCUGCGAAAGAUAGGCGAAGGAUUGAUGAAUGGGAAAUGGUUCAUCGGAGUCUUGGUGCUGAGAUUGAAGGCAAUGACAAACUCCAUAAUUUGAAGAAAGUGCUUUCACUCAGCCUCAAUGACUUGCCAUGCCAUUUGAAAGCAUGUUUUCUUUACUUGAGCAUCUUUCCGGAGAAUCAUUUAAUCGAACCAAUGAGACUGGUUCGGUUGUGGACGGCAGAAGGAUUUGUUGAAGCGAAAGAAGGAAAGACAGUGGAAGAAGUUGCGCAGGAGUACCUCAGCGAGCUCUUGAACAGAAGCCUGAUGCAAGUGGCUGGAACAACAAGCGAUGGAAGAGUCAAGGCCUGUAGAAUCCACGACUUUCUGAGGGAAAUCAUUAAAACAAAGUCAAGAGAGCUCAACAUUGUAGCCAUAGCUAAAGAACACAUGAAUCAGAACGCACUAUGGCCAGAUAAAGUUCGACGAUUAUCAGUUCACAAUACACUGCAAAAUGUUCAGCAAAACAGGUUUGUCAACGCUUCUCAAUUGCGUUCUCUGUUCAUGUUUGGGAUAGAUGAAAAGCCAUGCCUGCACGCACUUUUUCCAAGUGGGUUCAAGCUUCUUGGCGUCCUGGAGAUGCGAGGUAUACCAGUCACAAAAUUUCCCAUUGAAGUUGUAAACUUGUAUUAUUUGAAGUACCUGAGCUUGAGGGACACCAAGGUGAAAACGAUUCCAAGAUACAUAGGGAAGCUUCAGAACCUGGAGACCUUAGAUCUUAAACAAGCCUAUGUCACUGAAUUGCCAUCAGAGAUACUCAACCUCAAAAAGCUUCGUCAUCUCAUGGUUUACCGAUAUGAAUAUGAGACUUUUACUUGUUUUAAAUAUGGCUUCAAAUGUUUAGAGAAGAUUGGUGUUCUUCAGUCUUUACAGAAACUCAGUUUUAUCGAGGCAAACCAUGUUGGUGUUAAGACGUGA
Molecule: messenger RNA, 2088 nt
Organism: Mangifera indica (mango)
Lineage: Eukaryota; Viridiplantae; Streptophyta; Magnoliopsida; Sapindales; Anacardiaceae
Product: disease resistance protein RPM1-like
Exons: 1
Coding region: 1-2088 (695 amino acids)
Biological process (GO): defense response to other organism
Molecular function (GO): ADP binding
Source: RefSeq, a predicted model, not a curated record